Messenger RNA from Hevea brasiliensis (rubber tree), 967 nucleotides. RefSeq lists its product as uncharacterized. The record is from RefSeq and is a predicted model, not a curated record. Gene Ontology annotation, cellular component: extrinsic component of endoplasmic reticulum membrane. Lineage: Eukaryota; Viridiplantae; Streptophyta; Magnoliopsida; Malpighiales; Euphorbiaceae. Bases 39 to 731 code for a protein of 230 amino acids. The transcript has 6 exons. Gene Ontology annotation, biological process: vacuolar proton-transporting V-type ATPase complex assembly.
CAUAUGUAUUCGGUUCGUUUUUUUUUCGGCUGAGGCUCAUGGAAGAGGAAAAGAAAGAAAUCGACUUUGAAAUUGGAAUGAAGCAAAACCAAGAGCUAAAGCUUGAAGAAGAACCACAGCAGCAACAAAAACAAGUAGGAGACGAACAUGUUUUGCGAUUUCUGGAUUCUGUAGACAACUAUUUGACUCUUUUCGAAUCUUUAUCCUGUACACUUCGCCAGGGAUGGCUGGAAUUGGUUAGUGCUCGACAUUCCAUGGGGGCUUCACGCGUCAAUAGCUCGUUAUUGGACCUUAAAGUCCACUCUGCUUCUACCUCACUGCAAGUAACGCCAGAUAUUGUUGAUUCCAUGGAAGAGCAACCACACUUUAUCUUGCGUAAAUGGGGAUCCUUGUAUGAUGGUAAAUGCAGUUAUGAGGAUCAAAAUUCCAAAGUGGAUGGAUUGCAAGGGAAAUCUGGCAGUCCACUGCCACGACAUCGGGGAAAACCCCAGCUUUCUGAGGAAAUCUCUCCAAAGCAAGCUCCUCUGAUGGUUGAUGACCAAGUUCAAAAGAAGCGAUCAAGAUCACUAUCUGUGUUUGGUACUUUGGUUUCCCCGCAGCUUCGAGCUGCCCAACUAUCAUUUGAGACAGCUCUGGAGACACUCGUAGAAAUAGCAAACAUGCGCUCCACAAUGCUUUCUACUUUCAAUGGAGUCCACAAGGAAUUAGGAGUCGCCAAAGAGAUCAGAUAGAGUCUGUUCAUUCAGGCAUAUUUAACUCAAUCUUCUAAUAAGUUACUGGUCUCACGGUUUGUUCUGAAAUGUUUAAUGAUGCUCUCACAGUUUGCUGUCUUGUCCAAAGUUACUGUAAUCAAGUGGUGGAUUAUGGUAUCUGUAUGUUAUUCUAAACAGAGCAGAAGUCCUUCGGCAUCAUGUAGCUUCUCUUUGUUGGAAUACGAUACAGUUUCAUGGAAGUUUAGUUUUUGUCA